CUUAUCGUUUUCCCUUUAAGCUUGUUGGAGUUGGAGCUAAAGCUUAAGAAGAGAAAACAUGAACAACCUAGAAAUCCAGCACCAAAAGAAAAAAAUGGGGAGAGGAAUAAAAAGAGAUAUAAAGAGGAUUGAAGACAAGGCGCAGAGACAUCUUUCAUUUUAUAGGAGAAAGAGCACUCUUUUGAAGAAAGCUCGUGAUCUAUCAGAUGAUUCUGAAGAUGAAGUUGCUCUUAUCAUAUUCUCCAGCGAAGGCAAACUCUCUGAGUUUUCUAGCACUUCAAGAUUAGUUGAUAUCAGUGUGUACUAAUGCUAUUAUGGUGUGGUCAGUUAAUAAUCUCUGGAUGGAAUCCUAUUGAUAGACGGACAAUCUUUCUGUGCUAUGCUUUAAAUUUUGUUAGUAUGUUGGAGACGCUGGAGAAGUAUGAAAGGAUCAAAGGUAUUUUACCUGUAUCAAGCAAGCCUGUCAGCGAGCCUGUCGUCAAUGACAUUGAGGAUGAAGCCUUCCAGGACUACUUGCAGCUAAAAGCAAGAGCAGAAGUUCUACAACAAAAUUAUAGAAACUUGCAAGGGGAAGGUUUGGAAACAUUAAGGUUUGAGGAGCUCGAUCAACUUGAAAGCCAAUUAGAGGUUACAUUAAAGCAGGUCAGAUCAGAAAAGACUCGAUCUAUGUUUGGACAUCUUGCCGAGCUUCAACAAAAGGAAAAAAUGCAGCGCGAAGCUAAUAAGACCCUGAGUAAGAAGAUGGCAGAAGAUAAUGCAGAAACUGCACUACGAUUGUCAUGGCAAGUGGCUGAACAGCAAAGGCAGCAGCGGAUGGACGAAGAUAAAACAGAUAUGGCACUAGAAUUGUCAUGGCAAGUGGGUGAACAGCAAAGGCAGCAGAUUGACAAAGAUAAGGCAGAAAUGGCACUACAAUUGUCAUGGCAAGCUGAUGAACACCAAAGGCAGCAGCAGAUUGACAAAGAUAAGGCAGAUAUGGCACUGCAAUUGUCAUGGCAAGCGGAUGAACAGCAAAGGCAGCAGCAGAUUGACAACGAUAAGGCAGAAAUGGCACGACAAUUGUCAUGGCAAGCUGAUGAACAGCAAAGGCAGCAGCAGAUUGACAAAGAUAAGGCAGAAAUGGCACUACAAUUGUCAUGGCAAGCGGAUGAACAGCAAAGGCAGCAGCAGAUUGACAAAGAUAAGGCAGAAAUGGCACUACAAUUGUCAUGGCAAGUUGAUGAACAGCAAAGGCAGCAGCAGAUUGACAAAGAUAAGGCAGAAAUGGCACUACAAUUGUCAUGGCAAGUGGAUGAACAGCAAAGGCAGCAGCAGAUGGACGAAGAUAAGGCUGAAAAUGCACUACAGUUGUCAUGGCACGCGGGUGAGCAACAAUGGCAGCAGCAGAUGGACGCAGAUAAGGCUGAAAAUGCACUACAGCUGUCAUGGCAAGUGGGUGAGCAACAAUGGCAGCAGCAGAUUAACAAAGAUAAGGUAGAUAUUGCACUGCAGUCAUCAUGGCAAGCAGGUGAACAACAAAGGCAGGUUUCAUACAAUCAUUACACAGAUGCUGUUCAAUCAGAGUGUUUUUUCCAGGCUUUAGAGUGCAGUCCCUCUUCGCAAGUCGGGAACAAUCACUUGAGUAACACAGGUAAUAUGAUGAAUGUUACAGCCCCAGCACAAGACUUGAUAAGCUUUUUACCUGGGUGGAUGCUAUAACUUGUUUAACACCAUGAUGCAUGAAGGUAUAUGCUUCCACAUGCUCAUAUUUUGUAGAAGAAGAAGAUACAGACUACAGUAAAUUUUAUCUUUUGUGAAGACGGUUUUUUGGUUCGUACCCAUAUAGACAGAUGAGAGACUAGAAAAUGCUCAUAUUUUGCAGGAGAAAAAGAUACAGAUUAGAGUAAAUUUUUAUCUAUUGUGAAGAAGGUUUUUGGUCUAUAUAGACAUAGAUGAGAGACUAGAAAUGAAGUUUUUGUUAAUGCAGGAAAGAAUAUAAUUAUCAUGAUGAAAAACAUCUGUGCAAGUAUGAAUGGUCAUAUUCUUACAUAAGUACUACUAGAAGGAAAAAUUCAAAAUUUUGGCA
Messenger RNA from Papaver somniferum (opium poppy), 2065 nucleotides. RefSeq lists its product as uncharacterized. Gene Ontology annotation, biological process: regulation of DNA-templated transcription. NCBI's taxonomy places the organism in Eukaryota, Viridiplantae, Streptophyta, Magnoliopsida, Ranunculales, Papaveraceae. Gene Ontology annotation, cellular component: nucleus. The record is from RefSeq and is a predicted model, not a curated record. The transcript has 8 exons. Gene Ontology annotation, molecular function: DNA-binding transcription factor activity; protein dimerization activity; DNA binding. Bases 307 to 1698 code for a protein of 463 amino acids.